Molecule: messenger RNA, 1399 nt
Organism: Talaromyces stipitatus ATCC 10500
Lineage: Eukaryota; Fungi; Ascomycota; Eurotiomycetes; Eurotiales; Trichocomaceae
Product: casein kinase 2 beta' regulatory subunit Ckb2, putative
Exons: 3
Coding region: 292-1098 (268 amino acids)
Cellular component (GO): protein kinase CK2 complex; cytoplasm
Molecular function (GO): protein kinase regulator activity
Source: RefSeq, a predicted model, not a curated record
AUCACCGCAUCACCCAUCAGGCUGUCUUUCUGGAUACGACUCUUAUCCUCGUGGUUCUGAUUACUGCCAUUCAUUGUCAUACAAUCAGGAACACAACUGCAGGUGUCACUACUUGCCGGAAUCAGACAACAUAAAGCAUACGGCUUUCUUGGGCGACCUGCAAGCCACCAGCCCUCCCAAGGCCUGUCGCACUUGGUCCUCUUGACAAGUGGGCGGCUCAAGAGGAAGAACCACAAACACGCGAUAAUCAAUUGAACAAUAUUGAAGACAAAUUUAAUACCAGAAUACGUUAUGGAGGACUUCAACAGUGAAACUGACAGUGACUAUACCAGUUACUGGAGAGACUGGUUCAUCUCCUCGCGAGGCAACGAGUAUUUCUGUGAAAUCGACGAGGAAUACUUGACCGACCGCUUCAACUUGACUGGACUCAACACCGAAGUCCAAUACUAUCAAUAUGCGCUCGACCUGAUCACAGACGUGUUUGAUCUAGAUGCCGACGAUGACCUCCGCGAACAAAUUGAGAAAUCAGCUCGUCAUCUCUACGGCUUGGUUCAUGCACGCUAUAUCGUGACGACUCGUGGAUUGGCUAAGAUGCUCGAUAAAUAUAAGAAGGGCGAUUUCGGAAAAUGCCCCCGUGUCUUGUGCGAUCAACACCCUUUGCUUCCCAUGGGCCAGUCCGAUCUGCCUAACCAAAAGACCGUGAAACUGUACUGUGCAAAGUGCGAAGAUAUCUACAACCCAAAGUCAUCUCGUCAUGCAUCUAUCGACGGGGCCUAUUUCGGCACAUCCUUUCACAACAUUCUCUUCCAGGUGUACCCAGCACUUGUACCUGAAAAGAGUAUUCAGCGCUACGAACCACGCAUUUACGGCUUCAAGGUGCAUGCAACGGCCGCCUUGGCUCGCUGGCAGGAUGCUCGCCGCGAGGAGAUGAAAGACCGUCUAGCAAAGCUGGGUAUGGAUCCUGGAUUUAUUGAGUCUAGCGAAGAUGAGAAUGACGAGUCCGAUGACGAGGUUGAUGACGAUAAGUCGGAGCCGCUUGAAGAAGAAGCAGCACCAGUUGCUGACAAUGCUUCUGCACGUAUGGACACCGGCAUCUAAAUUUUUGGCCAUGCGUCAAUUUCCAGUCGAUUUCUCGUCGCUCAGUUUCUUCACUGUGAUAAGGACCUGCAUAUUGAAGGCGUUCAGUGGUGGCGUUGGUAGCGAGUUUUGGUCUUAUCUGAGAGAACACCCAUUCAUGUCUUGCUCAAUGGUAAUAGAAUACUUCCUGCCAAGGGACGGAAACAGAAAUACUUCAAAAGAGCUUCUAUAACCUGCAGUUUCUGUAAUUUCGAUGUCGAGGACAAUGAGUAGCAUUUUCAGAAACAACAUUGAAAUCGUCUGCUCUCGCUGCACUCGAGAG